CCCCCACACACACACACACACCACACACUACGAUUCUAAAGAUGUUAAUUUUUUUAAACUCAUAACUUCCAUAGUAAUACACACAUAUUAACACUUUCCCACAGCAGAUCAAACGCGUGCAUCAUGUCUAUUUUCAUUCUAAAUACCUUAAUAUGUAAAUUGUUUAUUAAUAUGUUAAAAUAAAUUCCCAUGUUGUCUAAUGCGACUUUUCACUAUGGUCACUGUACGAUGAUAAAAAUAACGGUUUUCCAUAAACACAACUACAAUAAUAACAAUAAUAAUAAUCAUAAUCAUAAUAAUAAUAAUAAUAAUAACAAUAAUGAAAUGCAGGCCAUGCAUUUAGGAACAACACUAUUUAGUAUUGUUAAUAUAGGGAACUAGUAUUGUCGAUACUUUAAUAUUUUAAUGGUUAUAAUUAUUAUAGAUAUUAUUUGAUUGUGUCAUUUAAAAACUUUUACGGAAACAAUGUGAUAGUGCAGUGCAAAUAAUAAUAAUAAAAAAAUCCUGUUUAAUUGUUUACGAAAUAAUGUUUGUAAAACCCGUGGAUUAUUUACACUUUUGGCAAUUACAUACCCAUUAUGAUAUAAUAUAGUAUAAUAUGAAACAAUAUAAUAUGUAUGUACAUAUAUAAGACUAAAUACUGGGACAUGUGUAAACUUUUUCAAAUACGAGAAGUAUUCAAUUGGUUUAAUGAAAACUAGGGAAAACCUUUUUUCAAUUCAAAUUGAACGAUUUUAAAUACAAUUACAGAUAUUGUGGAAAAUAAUUUGAUGUUCGUGUCGGCUGUUUUAUAUUUUGUGAAUGCACAUUAUCAUCCAUCUUAAAAGUGCAUUAAAUUAGAAGAUUGCAGCUUUUAAAUGGAUGUUUAUUUUCAAAGUAGUGGUGAGGAAGUUGAUAUGAAACACGACCUUAAAUUACGCCAAUUUCCCUUUGAUCAGUGAGACUGUGUGAAUUUCUCUCGUGUGUGUGUUCGUAAAGUGUUAAUUCCACUGCAGUCCAGCGCCAUCAUGAAAUCCAGUCCUGCCUGCUGAUUGGCUGGAAGCGCCCAGGCCUGAGUCACGUGGUAUGUUCUCUGGUCCAGAGUAAAAUGGGGUUUGGUGUAAAUCUAGUGUGUAUUGCUGUCAUAUAUCACGCUACCUCGUAAAAACGACACUGAGGAUUCUGGGCCAACAAAUCAGAGAAAAAAAAAUGAGUUCUUAUUAUGUGGAUGGUCUUCUUAGCACAUAUACGCCGGCUACUCUGUUUCCAAACGUGGAUCGUGCUUCUUGCAGCAUUAGACCCAGUGGAGAGGACUGUGGCUCGACUCGGAAUGCUUCGGCCAUUGCGUUUGCACCCUCACUGUCUGGAGUUUAUAGCGUCAAUAAUGCAGUAUACCCGAGCCACGCCAUCCUCACCUCGGGCUACAGCCAGGUGCACGACGCACACCACACACUGCCCUGCAGCCCGUUUGUCCAGAGCCGCCGGUUCGCAGACAGCUGCUGCCAUGCCGGGCCGGGGCCCCUCACCUCGCCGCCGGACAAACAGUACCGGAUGUAUCCCUGGAUGAAAGCAUCAGAUCCAAAUCGGAAGCGGGGUCGGCAGACCUACUCCCGGUAUCAGACCCUGGAGCUGGAGAAGGAGUUCCACUACAACCGGUACCUGACCCGCAGACGCAGGGUCGAGAUCUCCCACAGCCUGUGUCUCUCAGAGAGACAGAUCAAGAUCUGGUUUCAGAACCGCAGGAUGAAGUGGAAGAAAGACCACAAGGUUGAAUCUGCGUCCAGCCCCGUGGAAAGGGGCAGCGGCGUCCUGGCUGUGUCCGAGACCCCCGUGGGAAGCCCCGGUAAAGCUGACGACACCGGUGGCUCCGGUUUGGAGACGGACGCGUCUGCGAAGUGACGAGAAAGAGACAGAACGAGACCGUUAAUGAAAGAAACACACUGUUGUUCCUCUGAGUGAGGGACAUAACAGAGACACCAUUCAUGCACUAGCUUAGAGCCUGAUUAAUUGAAUGACAGCUGAAGACAUCUACUGUAUGUAAAAGCAUUUCACAGCA
This is a messenger RNA of Solea solea (common sole), 2035 nucleotides long. RefSeq names its product homeobox protein Hox-A7-like. Gene Ontology annotation, biological process: regulation of transcription by RNA polymerase II; anterior/posterior pattern specification. The record is from RefSeq and is a predicted model, not a curated record. The transcript is spliced from 2 exons. Lineage: Eukaryota; Metazoa; Chordata; Actinopteri; Pleuronectiformes; Soleidae. Gene Ontology annotation, cellular component: nucleus. The coding region runs from base 1189 to 1878 and encodes 229 amino acids. Gene Ontology annotation, molecular function: DNA-binding transcription factor activity, RNA polymerase II-specific; RNA polymerase II cis-regulatory region sequence-specific DNA binding.